UGGAGAGAGAAUCCAUCCUGAUUGCAGGAUGGUGUCAAUUGGCUAAUUUACCGCCUUCCUUGCUGCAAGUCUUUGCAAAGGCGCUUUUGAUGGUGUUAGAUUAGGGAGAGGCGUGCGCAAAAGCCCGUGAUAUAGGUUGAGCUAAUAGUUGCUUCCUAUUGAGCCAUGCAGGUCGAGAAUUGCAUCUCGCUGCCGAGUGAACUCUCAAAGAAAUUCAUGAAUGUGGGCAGUGGCUUUGCGAGCUCCAAUGGAUCGGAGGAGCUCUCGUUGCAGGACCAUCCUAUUAUAUCCGCGAGUGACAACCUGGAGAGAAGUUCACCUCUGAAAAAAAACUCCAGGGAGAUGACGAAUCAGUCAGAGGCAGACAAUUUCCCCGACUCCAAGGACGCAUCGGGGGACGUCCAGAGGGGCAAACUCUCUCCUGGUCUGCACGGCGUCUCUGACAUCCGUCAUAAUUUCGAUGGAGCUGCAGGAGAACGGUGCAUCUUCUCUCCGUCUACUCAGCCGCAGUCAGUCUCAGCAGCAGCAGCCGCAGCCGCAGCCCCCGGCGCCAUGUUCCCCUAUCCGAGCCAGCACGGACCCGCGCACCCGGCUUUCUCCAUCGGAAGCCCCAGCCGGUACAUGGCCCACCACCCGGUCAUAACUAACGGAGCGUACAACAGCCUUUUAAGCAACGCUUCUCCUCAAGCCUACCCGGCAGCGGGCUACCCCUACGCGCAACAGUAUGGACACACGUACCAAGGGGGGGCUUUUUACCAGUUCUCCUCCGCGCAGGCGGGACUGGUUCCGGGAAAGGCGCAGGUGUACCUGUGCAACAGGGCCCUGUGGCUGAAGUUCCACAGACACCAGACAGAGAUGAUCAUCACCAAACAGGGCCGUGUGUACACAGGCUGCGACAUUGACCGCCUAACUCCAUCACCGGGUGACUCUCCGCGUUCACAGAUCGUGCCGGGUGCGAGAUACGCCAUGCCCAGCUCCUUCCUGCAGGACCAAUUUGUCAGCACUUAUGCCAAAUCUCGCUUUCACCCUGGCGUGGGGACUGGUCCUGGCACGGAGCGCAGCGUCCCACUCGGCAACAGCUUGCUAUCCCCGCAGCAAAGCGAGGAGCCCACUGUUGCCACCCCCCCGCAGCGAUGGUUUGUCACCCCUGCCAACAACCGACUGGACUUCGCAGCCUCGGCAUACGACGCCGCCGAUUUCGCCGGUAACGCGGCCACCUUGCUGUCCUACGCAGCGGCCGGAGUGAAGGCUCUCCCCCUGCCCACAGCGGGCUGCUCCAACCGGCCUCUUGGCUAUUACGCAGACCCGUCUGGCUGGGGAGGACGCACGCCGCCGCAGUACUGCGGCGUCAACACCAAGUCCGCCUCGGUCUUUUCCUGCUGGCCCGCCAACUCCAUCGGCGGCAGAGCGACCACCAACUACCUGUCGGAGGAGGGGGACUCCAUCGCCACGGAGAGGUCACCGAUCGGAGGCUCGGAGGAGGCCAAACCCAAAGACAUCACGUCCGAGUCGAGCUGGAUCGAGACGCCGUCGUCGAUCAAGUCGAUCGAUUCGAGCGACUCGGGGAUCUUUGAACAGGCCAAGCGGAGGCGGAUCUCCCCGUCGGCCACGCCGGUCUCAGAGUCCGUGUCUCCGUUAAAAUCCGAGCUGCUGGCACCGAGAGAGUGCGAGAAAAACUGCACGAAGGACAUUGGUUAUUACAGCUUCUACCCUCACAGUUAAACCCCAUCUUUACCCACCUGUCCACCCAUAAAGAUGUAAAGUCUCAUCCAUCAAAGGCCAAAGUGGAAGCUCUCCCCACACUGUUGAGUCUCUGUAAUUAUGAACAUAUUGUACAUAUUAUUUAGUAUUUGUGACGGUGUCUGGUUGUACAAAACCCCAUGAAAUCAAACCAGUAGUGUUUGACAGUAGCCUCUGUUAGGAACUAAAGAUAUUUAGGAUUCUGUACAUGACAUGGUCUUCUUGUGUAGCAUAUACUGGCAUAAUAAUAAUAAUAACGAUGAUGAUAAUAAUAAUUUUCUUUGUCAGUGAUAUAAUAAAAAACGUGUAUUUUGUACUUUAUGAAACCUGUAGGCUACUAAAAGUUUAAAUGGUUAAAGGAGUUCUAAUUGUUGUAGAUUUAGGGUCUUUUUUUUCCUUUUUCUGAUUUAAUUCAGUCGUUUUCUUUUUUUUUUGUUUCAUAGCCUGCGUGCAAUGCUGCUGUGGAAAUCUUUGUAUUUGCUGUAAUGUGACUGAAACUUAAUAAAUAACGUCAUGAGUUGCA
Austrofundulus limnaeus is the source of this 2263-nucleotide messenger RNA. It is a transcript of the gene tbr1b, whose product is annotated as T-box brain transcription factor 1b. Lineage: Eukaryota; Metazoa; Chordata; Actinopteri; Cyprinodontiformes; Rivulidae. The record is from RefSeq and is a predicted model, not a curated record. Gene Ontology annotation, biological process: commitment of neuronal cell to specific neuron type in forebrain; cell fate specification; positive regulation of DNA-templated transcription. Gene Ontology annotation, molecular function: DNA-binding transcription factor activity, RNA polymerase II-specific; RNA polymerase II cis-regulatory region sequence-specific DNA binding. Gene Ontology annotation, cellular component: chromatin; nucleus.